AUUUUCUUCUCUGGAAACAUUAUUAGGUUGAGUCUCACUUUGUUUCCUUUGGAUUUUUUUUUUUUUUUUUUUUGCAUAACAAAUUUUAGUUUGUUAGAUAAAUGCUUGGUUUUCUGUUUCAUUAGAUCAGAACCGCUUGUGGCUUUGUACCAAAUCUUCUCAUCUCAGACAUGUCUAUCUUAAGCAAAAACAACUCUGAAAAUUCCACACCUUUCUUCCAUGAAUUCAAGAAACAAGCUUCUUUCUUCCUUAAGGAGAAGAUCAAGACUGCUAGAUUGGCCCUCACAGAUGUCACACCUACAGAGUUAUUGACUGAAGAAGCAACAAGUGGAAAUCCAUGGGCACCAGACACUCGGACCUUGGCUUCUAUCUCAAGAUCCGCUUUUGAGAUUGAUGAUUAUACGAGAAUUGUGGAGAUUUUGCAUAAAAGAUUGCUCAAGUUUGAGAAGAAAAACUGGAGGCUUUGUUACAACUCACUCAUUGUCGUUGAGCACUUGUUGACUCAUGGACCAGAGAGUGUUGCCGAGGAAUUUCAGUGUGAUAAAGAUGUCAUCAGACAGAUGGAAAGCUUUCAGUACGUAGACGACAAAGGAUUCAAUUGGGGGCUUGCUGUGAGAAAGAAAUCUGGGAGAGUAUUGAAACUGCUAGAGAAAGGUCCUCUUCUUAAAGAAGAGAGAGAUAAGUCUAGGAAGCUCAGCAGAGGGAUUCAAGGUUUUGGAAGCUUCACACAAAGGUCAUCGUCAUCAUCAUCAACUUUAGCACAAGGCAUUCUUAGGGAAAAAACAUCACUGGGAAGGUCUCAUUCUCAGUUCAUCAGCCAUGAGAAUCAGCAAGAAAAUAAUCAACUCCCUUACAAGAAAGAAGAUGGACUCUUCAUCAAGACUGAGGAAUCAAAGCCAAUCAAAGGAAUUGAUAUUUCUGUGUCUAUCAAGAGAAGUGAGAGUUCCAGUUCUGAAAAGGCUGAAAUCAGUGUCAAAGAAAACAUGGAUCCUGAUGAGGAAGCGUUGCAUGGGUGGGACCCCAUUGGAGAGUCCACCAACUUGCUUUUAGAUGGUAAAGAUAGUACAGAUGAGUCUAGAAUUGGAACUUCAGCCGAACAUGAUCAUCCCUUUAGUGACACAAACAUUCAAAGUACUGCUUCCCUGCUUUCUGUAAUGCAAUGAAAGUUGAAAGAUUUUUGUAAAGAAAAGAUGUUGCUUUUUACUAGCCAAAUAGCAGUGUAGGACCUAUUUAGUCUCACUUUUUUGCUAUGCGGCAGUUUGUCAUGUAUAAUUUAUUUUUUACCACAUUGCAGAUUCUCUUAUCUAUAGAGUGUUUUGUUUGUCCUUGUUAUCAAAUAUCAAAUAUAUCGGUAUUUGAAAUAUAAUGGCAGAGAUCAAACCACCAAAUCAAAAAAAUUUAGUGCUAUCAUAUAGCUUUGUAUAAACUAAGUUCAUGAGUUGGAGAUAAGAGGACUACUAAUCCCAUGG
Molecule: messenger RNA, 1469 nt
Organism: Morus notabilis
Lineage: Eukaryota; Viridiplantae; Streptophyta; Magnoliopsida; Rosales; Moraceae
Product: epsin-3
Exons: 4
Coding region: 171-1163 (330 amino acids)
Biological process (GO): endocytosis
Cellular component (GO): plasma membrane; clathrin vesicle coat; endosome
Molecular function (GO): clathrin binding; phospholipid binding
Source: RefSeq, a predicted model, not a curated record